Messenger RNA from Durusdinium trenchii, 660 nucleotides. The record is from the annotation of a GenBank genome assembly. Lineage: Eukaryota; Dinophyceae; Suessiales; Symbiodiniaceae.
AUGGCGAUCUCCACCGAGGAUGAUUACGAUCAUCUGUGCAAGGUCGUCCUUGUGGGCGAUGUGUCUGUGGGGAAGACACACCUGCUGUCGAGGUACAUGAAGGACGACUUGCCCAAGGCGCCUGCAGCGACCAUUGGAGUCGAGUUUGCCACGAAGACACUUCGCUUGCCUUCAGGAGUGAAUGUAAAGGCGCAGAUUUGGGACACCGCUGGGCAGGAGAGAUACCGAGCCAUUACGCGUGCUCACUACCGCCGUGCUGCUGGGGCUUUGGUGGUUUACGAUGUCACACGGCAGGAGACCUUCCGGAGCCUUUCAAUGUGGGUGUCCGAAGUUCGAGAAGGCGCGUCGCCGGAUGCCACCAUUGUCCUGGUUGGCAACAAGAUCGACCUCGUGGAGCAGGAUCCCUCCGCUCGGCAGGUCUACCAUGAUGUUGCAGCAGAGUUUGCACGACAGAACCGUCUCCUAUUUAUGGAGGCGAGCGCAGUGUCGGGUGCCCACGUGAAAGAGGCCUUCGACCAACUUCUUCAGGAGGUCUAUGCGAAGUCACCCAAGGGGGACAGAAAUGAGUCGGAUGGACCAUCCUCUGACAAAGGUGCAGUCACUAUCUCUCCAACCAACCGGGGCACCAAGACGUCGUCAGGCUGUGAGUAUUGCGGAUGA